GUAUUUAACUACAAACAGAGGAGGGUGUUUGCUCUGGGGUUUCACUAGCUAGAAGUCUGAGGGUCAGGUUUUCAGAGGAGGGUGUUUGCUCUGGGGUUUCACUAGCUAGAAGUCUGAGGGUCAGGUUUUCAGAGGAGGGUGUUUGCUCUGGGGUUUCACUAGCUAGAAGUCUGAGGGUCAGGUUUUCAGAGGAGGGUGUUUGCUCUGGGGUUUCACUAGCUAGAAGUCUGAGGGUCAGGUUUUCAGAGGAGGGUGUUUGCUCUGGGGUUUCACUAGCUAGAAGUCUGAGGGUCAGGUUUUCAGAGGAGGGUGUUUGCUCUGGGGUUUCACUAGCUAGAAGUCUGAGGGUCAGGUUUUCAGAGGAGGGUGUUUGCUCUGGGGUUUCACUAGCUAGAAGUCUGAGGGUCAGGUUUUCAGAGGAGGGUGUUUGCUCUGGGGUUUCACUAGCUAGAAGUCUGAGGGUCAGGUUUUCAGAGGAGGGUGUUUGCUGUGGGGUUUUACUAGCUAGAAGUCUGAGGGUGGAGGUUUUCAGAGGAGGGUGUUUGCUCUGGGGUUUCACUAGCUAGACGUCUGAGGGUCAGGUUUUCAGAGGAGGGUGUUUGCUGUGGGGUCUUUAUGUAGGAGACUGUUGGAGCCUGGACUGGACUAAGUAGUCAGUAACCACACCCACAGCAUUUAAAUACGAGCUAGAGAGAGGGGACUGGUAGGAGACUGUUGGAGCCUGGACUGGACUGACUAGUCAGGAACCACACCCACAGCUUUUAAAUACGGGCUAGAGGGAGGGGACUGGUAGGAGCCUGGACUGACUAGUCAGGAACCACACCCACAGCUUUUAAAUACGAUCUAGAGAGAGGGGACUGGUAGGAGCCUGGACUGACUAGUCAGGAACCACACCCACAGCUUUUAAAUACGGGCUAGAGGGAGGGGACUGGUAGGAGCCUGGACUGACUGACUAGUCAGGAACCACACCCACAGCUUUUAAAUACGGGCUAGAGGGAGGGGACUGGUAGGAGGCUGGACUGACUAGUCAGGAACCACACCCACAGCAUUUAAAUACGAGCUAGAGAGAGGGGACUGGUAGGAGCCUGGACUGACUCUCACACACACACACCUGCAACACCAGGGUGGGUCUGGAACAGAGGAAUAGGGAUUAAUUUAACAUUGGUUUGUCAUAUCACAUCUUUCCUGUCUGUUGGAAGGUUAGAAGAUGGCUGUGAAUAAGUGUAUCAAGUACUUGCUCUUCCUCUUCAAUCUACUGUUCUGGAUCAGUGGCUGCAUUAUUCUUGGUGUCUCCAUCUACCUCAAAGUGAGCAAGAAUGGAAACGUGAUAAUGGAUGAGGCAGUGCCGUUUGUAGACCUGCUGAUAGCUGUUGGCGUCAUCAUCAUGGUACUGGGCUUCCUGGGCUGCUGUGGAGCCAUUAAGGAAAACCGAUGCAUGCUCAUUCUGUUCUUCAUCGGGCUGCUCCUCAUCUUCAUCCUCCUGUUGAUCGCCGGAAUCCUGGGAGCUGUCGGAGAGAAGAAGUCUCAGGUGUGGGUGAAGGAGAGUCUGGCGAAGCUGCUACCUCUGAAGGACCAGAAGCCUGAAGUUCAAACGGACUUGCAGAAACUGGAAGUGGAGGCAAAGUGCUGUGGACUGAUCAACGGACCCUCUGACUGGGGCUCCCCUGUCCCCAGCUCUUGUGACUGUGUUGACACCGCUCAGGCGUGCCAAAGUGCAAAUGGACGCCAAGUGUACUCAACGGUAGGCAGACAAUCUCAUAUGAUUAAUGAAAUACUAUUUAGAAAACUCAAGGAAGGUGGCUUUACUUGGUAUAAAGGAAACAUCAAUAAACGCACAUUACCGCUGCACUACAUUACCAUUACACUACACUGCCAUACAUUACCAUUACACUACACUGCCAUACAUUACCAUUACACUACACUGCCAUACAUUACCAUUACACUACACUGCCAUACAUUACCAUUACACUACACUGCCAUACAUUACCAUUCCACUACACUGCCAUACAUUACCAUUACACUACACUGCCACUACUCUACAUUACACUACACUGCCAUACAUUACCAUUACACUACACUGCCAUACAUUACCAUUACACUACACUGCCAUACAUUACCAUUACACUACACUCGUACCCGUUUUGUGUUUCAGCUCUUUGGAAUGGCCUUCGCCAUGACCCUGUACUGCCAGAUUGGGAAGAGGGACGCCAACACUGCCUAAUGCAGCAACACGUGAUGCACUUGAUCUGGGGUUGUGGUCAAGGUGAAUUAGAAGUCAUCAAUUCAGGAAGUCAACUGAAAUUCCAAUACAAUAAAUGGAGAAAAAACAAAAACCCAUCUAUUUUCAAAGAUUUCUCAAACUGAAAAGCAGACGUUAUUUAUUCCAAGUUUUUACAUUCGCAAUGUUAAAUACAAUUCACUUGCUCAAUUGACUGACUUCAAUUCAAAUGGACCCCAAUCAUGACUUGAUCAAAAGCUGGCUUUGACAUAUCCCAUACAGCAAUGCUGCUUGCAACAUGUACUUGAUACUGAACGUCGGGGUUCAAAUCUAGUCCAUUCAGAAAGUACACUGACAUUCCAGUUCUCUUCAAUCAGGAACAUUUGGAAUUAGGUUUGCUUUGUCAAUUGACUGGACUGGAAAUGGACUGGACCCCCCCCAACCUGCUGAAUGUCACUAUGGACCACAAUGCAUCAUGUUUUUCUCCAUUAUUUACAUGCAUCAAAUGAUGUUCUGAUUUAGAUUUCCGAUCUUUGUUAAAUUAUGGCAGUUUCUUCACUUGUGAAGUUGAUUGAUCCAUAUGUCAUUGAACAUGAAUUAGUGUUUUUUUUUCUUUAAAGGAGCUCUGUUUCAUUGUGUACUGCUCUACGUCUCUCUCUGAAUGGGGGGCUUCGCUGUCCAUACACUGAACUGUGUAUUAUUCAUGCUGAAAUGUUGAACUUUUUCCCUCGUUUUAUUGCUAUCAUCUCGUAGAUAUUAAAGUCUGACGGUAAAUAUUGAUCACGCUGUAUAUACAUUUACCUGUUAUAUAGUUGAGUUGUAUGAUGAUUGCAGUACAUGUCAGAAUGUCUUCUGUUCAAGGCCUGUGACCAAUGUCUUUAUGGCUGUUCCCCUUUUUGAGGCACAUCAGAAAUAAAGAAGUAGUAACUCA
Oncorhynchus nerka (sockeye salmon) is the source of this 3149-nucleotide messenger RNA. Its product is annotated as tetraspanin-8-like. The coding region runs from base 1208 to 2221 and encodes 337 amino acids. The transcript is spliced from 7 exons. Gene Ontology annotation, cellular component: plasma membrane. Lineage: Eukaryota; Metazoa; Chordata; Actinopteri; Salmoniformes; Salmonidae. The record is from RefSeq and is a predicted model, not a curated record.